GUGUCUGAACGCGCUCAGCGAGGUCAUGAAACUGACGGAAGUCGCUCUAAACCCUCCGAUUUUCCUUUUUCGCUCCCUGCCAACAACAUUCCAGAAAAAUGCAAAAAGCUGGCUGUUCUUGUAUCCACCGACAAAACAAAAGAGGUGCUCGACUCCCAACUUUCUCACGAACAAGUGAAAGGCCUCACGGACAAUGAGGUGGAGAAAUUUUACAAAAGAUAUGAGGCCUACAUUGGCAGCAAGACCACCAAAACGCUGCUUCGGAGCUUUUUUAUGCUUGCCAGCAAGGCGAUCGGUAUGGUCGUCAAAGUGGAUGACGUGGAAGCACUGCAAAAGGACUUGCAAAAGGACUUCGUUAUGAACUCGACAUUUUCGUCUGUGGCUGGAAAUAUGGCACUGCACUGCGGCCGCCUGCUGGCGUUUGGCAAUGCUGCUCUGAUCACAGCCAAGCACAUCAAUUUUCAGAAAGAAACUGAAAAGGAACCUAGAAAGGAACCUGUCCAAGAACAUUGCAGAGAAGCUGAC
Messenger RNA from Porites evermanni, 525 nucleotides. The record is from the annotation of a GenBank genome assembly. Lineage: Eukaryota; Metazoa; Cnidaria; Anthozoa; Scleractinia; Poritidae.